Conger conger (European conger) is the source of this 1459-nucleotide messenger RNA. It is a transcript of the gene rxylt1, whose product is annotated as ribitol xylosyltransferase 1. Gene Ontology annotation, cellular component: Golgi apparatus. Gene Ontology annotation, molecular function: ribitol beta-1,4-xylosyltransferase activity. The record is from RefSeq and is a predicted model, not a curated record. Gene Ontology annotation, biological process: protein O-linked glycosylation via mannose. Lineage: Eukaryota; Metazoa; Chordata; Actinopteri; Anguilliformes; Congridae.
CUUGCGCAACUGGUCUGGUUUUGUUGGAAACAUUGGUGUUGGGGUCGCAACAAAAAUAAUAUUAACAUAUUUGCAGAAUGGUAACUUGAAAAAAAUCAUGAAAUUCGGCCGCAGAAAAAUAUGUUUUUUCAUUGUUUUACUGUAUCUGAUAUUUUCUUUGUAUGCUGCAUAUAACGUUUUUUUCAACACGAAAGCUAUAUCGAGAGUCCACAGAGUGGUGAAGAAAAUCCCAGCCGCUGGUGUGCCGGGUUUGGGCGGGGGGCUCCGGAGCGCCGCGGUCCCGGCAGGCGGGGCGGGUUGGAACCCGUGGGAGGAUGAAUUGGCGGAGUCUGUCUCCGCCCUGCAUCGGAGGCGGCUGGAGUUCAGAGCCUACCAGGCCCGAAUCGCCCAGCACCGGCCCCGGACACACACGGUCCAGAUCUGGGGCAAAGCUGCCAUCGGCCUGUAUCUGUGGGAGCACAUUCUGGAAGGCACCCUGAGCCCUGCAGACCCAAAGGCCCAGUGGAGGGAUGGCGAGGUGCAGUCUGGGAGCAUCACCUUCAGGUUCUGUACGGGUCCUGCGGUGGUUGUGGGGCAGGCUCCUCUGCACACGCAGAGUCUGGUUCUGGUGCUGAACGGGCGUGAGGAGCAGAAGGUGGCCUAUGCCUCCCGCUGGCUGCAGCACGCCGGCGCGCUCGUCCAAUCGCAUGGCCUGGAGCACGUUGCCGUGGUGAUGCUGGGCAGCGAGCGUUGUGCUAACGACUGGCUCCGCCCCUUCCUGCGAGCCGAGGGCGGGUUCGUGGAUCUGCUGUUCCUCGUGUACGACAGCCCCUGGGCAGACGAGCACCACGUCCUGCAGUGGCCCCUGGGGGUGGCAACGUGGGUUCCCAUGGAGACGGCGGACUCCCUGCGGCGGUACCAGGCUGCGCUGGCGCAGAGUGACCUCACGCUGUGCCCGGUGGGGGUGAACGCGGAGAGCUACCGGCUGUACGAGGCCAGCGCACUGGGGUCGCUGCCCGUGGUGGAGGACCGAGGGACCGAGGGGGGUUGCGCGGGCGGGGCGGGGGCCAAUCAGGGCGCUCCGCUCCGCCUGCUCAAGGCCUGGGGCGCACCCUUCCUGUUCCUGCGGCACUGGGCUGAACUCCCCGCGCUGCUGCAGAAGGAGAGGGGGAUGAGUGCUGAGGAGAAGGUGGAGAGGAGGAGGAGGCUGAUGGAGUGGUACGGAACCUUCCAGGAGAUGAAGGAGCGCUUCACCCAGCGCUGGAGGACAGCUUCUACAUGGGGGUCUGAGGGGCUGAGGGGGGGACUGAGGGGGCGGGUAUGCUGCAGAGACUGUCCUGAUGCUCCCCUGGUCAGGCCUGACGUGUUCAGUCAGGGGUGCUUCAGGUGGAACACGUCAAAUUCAUGGAUUCGACUGGGGGUCCGUGCGGAGAGGGUGCCCCAACUGCACGGGAAAGUUCUCAACUCGGAUUUAAAAUGA